AUGAGCUUGAAGACAGAGGAGGUAUGGUGUGGUGGUGGUGCUAGCAGCAUCUGCUCACCGGAGAGUGAUGAAAACAAAGGAUCGAUUGAGAGGUUGAAGCAAGAGGCUUCAUCAGUACAAGGGGUAGAAUUGAAAACUGAUAAUAAGAAGAACUGGAUGAGCUCUGCCCAGUUAUGGAUCUCAAACACUAACUCACAGUCGCAAUCGACAAACGAAGAAGAAAACCGGUGUGUGACUCAGACCUGUAAUAAUAAUAACGCUAACCAACGAGGGGCAAUUAUGUCAUUUAACCGUCCUCCACCUCCUCUUCCUUCAGCUCCUCUGUCUCUUCCAAAGUCAGAAAUAUUGACUGACUAUAGCAGCAGAAUUGAGCAGAGUCAUCCAAUUCAGAAGAAAGAGCUGAGAAGGAAAUGGUCUGAGGAUCUUCACCGGAGGAUCAUUGAUGCUCUUCAGAAGAUUGGAGGGUCACAAGUGGCAAUACCAAAGCAAAUUAGAGAUAUCAUGAAAGUUGAUGGUUUAACCAAUGAUGAAGUCAAGGGUCAUUUACAAUGUGUGAAAUGA
Messenger RNA from Brassica napus (rape), 561 nucleotides. Its product is annotated as transcription factor HHO5-like. The coding region runs from base 1 to 561 and encodes 186 amino acids. Lineage: Eukaryota; Viridiplantae; Streptophyta; Magnoliopsida; Brassicales; Brassicaceae. The record is from RefSeq and is a predicted model, not a curated record. Gene Ontology annotation, biological process: regulation of DNA-templated transcription. Gene Ontology annotation, molecular function: DNA binding; DNA-binding transcription factor activity. The transcript has 5 exons.